This is a messenger RNA of Neodiprion fabricii, 2888 nucleotides long. It is a transcript of the gene prom, whose product is annotated as prominin-1-A. The record is from RefSeq and is a predicted model, not a curated record. Bases 122 to 2740 code for a protein of 872 amino acids. The transcript has 17 exons. NCBI's taxonomy places the organism in Eukaryota, Metazoa, Arthropoda, Insecta, Hymenoptera, Diprionidae. Gene Ontology annotation, cellular component: membrane.
GCUGCCCAUCGUCGGAUGGAACGGAACCCGCGUUACGUUUCUUCAUCGUCGUUCAUUUUACAACUAAUGCCGGAUUUCCGCUCGCGGACAAGUUCGCUUCGGACCGAAACCGCCGGACGGGAUGCUGCUCUUCCAAGUGAUCAUCGUAAUUAUCGGGUCGUUAAAGUCUUCCGCAUCGCAGGAUACAAACGAGCUCGAUUUAAUAACUUCCAAUAAUUGUUCGACCAUUGACAAUUUCGACGUACCGCGCAAUCUGACGACCGAAUUGGACCUUCAGGAGAACGAGGAAAGCGAGGAUUCGAUUCCGGACGAAACUCUGUCCGACGAUACGAGGGACAACACAAACGUGUCCCACUUGAAGACUUUGGAUCUGCCGAAAGACUGGGAACGGAUACCUAAACUCAAAUUCCCGAAGACGCUUCAGGAUGAUCGUUACAAAAUGGUGUCCCUUCACCUCGACCAAGGGUUAUUUGUUUUCGAUUUCUUGAGAGGCUUUCUCUCGAUGGUUCAGCCGAACGACGUGCCGAUCGGUCUACUCAGAGAUGUUUUCAGCGACGGACUAACCGUGUCCAAGCUCGUUUCUCAGUCGGCCAACGUUGAGGUUGGAUUCCUGGCACUGGUUGGCAUCUGCUGUCUUCUAGCCACCGUGAUUCCAGCCACUGAGAUAUGGCUGACCUGCAGACCGUCUCACCUGGACUCCGAGCCCUCGCAGCAUCCAGGAAUCCUGUCCUUUCUACUCGGUGUCUGUGUUUCCGUCCUUGGAUCUGGGAUGCUCACGAUGAUGGCUUGCAACGAGACCGCCGGCGCUGCCGUUGAGAAGAUACCCGCCACCAUGCAAACCGCUCUCGAAGACCUCGGCCAUUAUCACACCGGCACAACCACCCAGCUUAGGUUGACUCUAACCAGGAGUCUCGACGUCGCGAGUGAGGCAGUCCUCGCCGACUUGGACAACGUCGAAGAACUUCUUGGGAAGCCGGUCCAAGAAGAACUCUCAGCACAGACGGGCCUCGACGUUGCCUUGGACGCUCUUCUGGACGUAGGAAACGCCACGACGGAACUUUCGUCCCGCGCCGAGACCCUCUUCAAAACCACGGAGAAGGCGCGAACGUCUGGAGAAGAAGUGGGUCGAGAAGCUGGGGAACUUCGUCGACAACUGGAAACGGCCGCGAGGGGAUGUCCGCCUCCCGACCGAGCCCUCUGCGCCACCCUCGACCCCUCAGGACUACACCUGGCUAUCAGACUGGACCGACUUCUGAAGGACGAGCGGCUCCUCCGACUCCGGGGAACCGGAAGAGAAAAUUUGACGGAAUCCGGGCGUCAGGCUCGAGGCGAAUACCUCUACGUGCCUCAUCACGUGGCUCGAACAACCUUGGACGCUCGUAACGAGAUUCGACGCGAAAUAAGCAACGCCCGAAACAGAGUGACCGAGGAAGCUCGCGGAUUGGACACCAGCAGCACCGAGCUUUCGAAACACUUGGAAACGGCGAGAAGAGUAAUCAACGAAGUGGUUCCUCACCUAGCCACCUUCGAGCAAACCCGUUGGCUGAUCGGCAUCGGUACCGUUCUGGCUGUCUUCAUCGUUUGGAUGCUGCUUCUCUCCGCUCUGUGUUGUCGAUGUGGAGCCACGGAGGACAAGGUGCGACCUACGUUACUGAGUGCUGUUAUCCUGAGCUGCAUCGUCUCCGUCGGUUUGUGGGCGGUCAUCCUGGCGGACCUCACACUUACAACUCAUACGGAGAUGCUGCUCUGCCGGCCACUCCACGAUCCGGAGUACCGGACGGUCGAAGCGCUCCUAGAAACUCGGGGUUUCUUAGAAAAACCCUUAGGCGUCCCUCUCAAAGAAUUACUAAGCAGAUGCGAACAAAACCAGGCCGCCUAUCCCGUCUAUCAUCUCGGCGGUUCGACGACCUUGGAACACCUCACUGCUCAUUGGACUUGGCCUGGACUAGCCAAAGCAAUGCACAAGCUCAAGGUCGAUCUGAAAGGACUCAGAAUACUAACGCCAAACCUGCAGGUCAGACUGCAGAAUCUCCUGUAUGCCUCGGGGUCGAAUCUGACGGAACAUAGAACAAGAAUCCAAGGACCAGUCCUGAACAAGGAUCUCAGCGCGUUGUCCGAGCAGCUGGACAACGUGGCGCGGCAAAUCCGAGACCAUAGUACAGCUCGAAACCUGGACGCUAUAGCAGCAACGGCUCGGAGCCUGCUGGACCGCAAAGUGAGACCCUUGAUGAAAAUGCACGAGGAUCUGGUGUACCAGCUGACCAGUCUGGAGUUGCAGCUCCAGCCGCUUCAGCGGCAAGUCAAUCAGUCGAUAUCGCACCUUAAAACGAUCCAGUUCUACAUCGAUAACCAGGGUGAAAAAAUCGCGCAGAUGAAGACCAAGGCGUACGUCGACAGGAUCGGCAGUUACCUAGACCAGUGGAGAGUUCACGUCCUGGCGGAGAUGGGAACAGGAGUUGCUCGAUGUCGUCCACUCUGGGACGUCAUCGACGGAGUGCGCCUUCUCCUGUGUCAUCACGUGCUGGGUCCUCUGAAUGGAUUUUGGUUUGCCACUGUACUUUGCGCCCUGGUGCUAAUGGCGAGCACUCCUCUUGCCCAUCUACUCGCAUCUGUGCACAAACCGGAAGACAUGAAGAAGGAGACGGUACUGCUUCCCUCCAGGAUGGAGAGUCCAGACACCAUAACUAUGGAUCGGGAAACUUGGCGCACUCCGGAGACACCACCCUCUGACGGCUGGUGAUCAUGGUGGAGCAUAUAUUAUACGGGAAAAUUUCUCCUCGAUAACCAGUCUUGCGUAGCAGACAUCUAGAAUAAAUAUAGUUAUAUACACUGAAUACAUAUGGUUUUAUGACGAAACUAACACCUUUAAUAAAAUUUGAUGCCAAUCC